This is a messenger RNA of Colletes gigas, 2024 nucleotides long. Its product is annotated as M-phase inducer phosphatase-like. The record is from RefSeq and is a predicted model, not a curated record. The transcript is spliced from 3 exons. Gene Ontology annotation, biological process: positive regulation of G2/MI transition of meiotic cell cycle; protein dephosphorylation; positive regulation of G2/M transition of mitotic cell cycle. Gene Ontology annotation, molecular function: protein tyrosine phosphatase activity. Gene Ontology annotation, cellular component: cytoplasm; nucleus. Bases 369 to 2024 code for a protein of 551 amino acids. Lineage: Eukaryota; Metazoa; Arthropoda; Insecta; Hymenoptera; Colletidae.
UUCAUGGUAGUGGUGGGUUUACCUUCGAUAUCGACGCGUAAGAACUUAUUUGCCAAAGUAACGACUAUGGUCAACGUACUGGUAUACUGGUGAAUCGACGUUUGCCUCCGGGUCGACGAAACGUACGCGAUAAUGUAGCCUGUGUGAUCGAACGGUUCUGAAAAUAAAUACGGAAAAUACACGCGUUCGUUUCGGUUUCUCGUGAAUGAUUUCUGUUCCGAAUCGCGGCUCGUGAUGAGAGACAAUUUCACUUCUGUGUGACCGGUGCCCGCGCAAACUUUUCGAGGCUCUUCAAAAAUGCGUUCAAAUUCAAAAACACACCCGAACAGACGGUGAAAUCCAAACCGAAGGCGCGACGACUUCUCGGCAUGACGUCGCGACGCUUUUCCACUAGUCCGGAGAUAGCAUCGCCAUCUGUCGACAAAGAGAACAGUAAUGUCUCUUGCAGCCCACACGGUAUCAGUCCGCAAAAGGCUGUGGUCGGCAAGAGAUGUCGCUAUCCGCUGGAGGAUUGCGACCCGAACAGUCAGGACAGCGGAUACGAGGCGAGCUACCCGGACAAGGAAGAGAAGCCCCAGGAUGGGUUUCAGUUUUUGGAGCCUUUGGCCGUUGCCCCGCGUCGAAUGUCGAUCGAGUCGCGCAGCCCGAUGGAGUCGCCGGUUCGUUCGUCGCCGCAGCGAUUACGAAUGACGCGACCGUCCCUCUUCCGGAGCCUCUCGUCCGGCUACGAAAGCAUGGACGACGGUUUCAACGACCUGAUCGACAUGGAGGCUUUGGACGACACCACACAGCUACCGAACGGCAUCUCCACCCUACUCUGCGGCGAUAUCGUCGGUAACGUCACGCUUACCGACGCGUCUGACUAUAAAAUAGACUCGAGCAGCCCGAGCACGCCGGAAUUCCCUCGUACAAAUCGCACCGGCAACUUCAGGCGAUCGCUGUCGUUUCAGAGCGAGAAGCCGGAGACACGUAAGAACCUGUCGCUGUCGAAAGUACGCUCGUGUCUGUUUCGUUCGCCCAACGGGGCUACGUCGACGGCGGAGCUGAGCCCGGACGAGAGGAGCCCGUUGACGAUGUCGCUAUCCGCGAACCGUCGUCGACGAAUCGCGUACGGGGACGAGAACGCGCUCAACAACGCUCUGUCCCUGUUCCCGAUGUCCAUCAGGACGUUCAAACGGCCGGAUCCCCCGCCCAUGGACGAUAGUCCGAAACUAGUCAAAAGGUUGAGGAGAUCCAGCACCAGCUUCCUAGACGCGAUCAGGGAAUGCAGCAGCACCGACACGCCGGCCUUGAAUCCAAGGUUCGCGGCCGUUCCGCUGCAGAGGAGCCUGUCGGAGACCGUCACCACGACGAUCGCGACAAAAACGGAAACGCACGCGCUGAUCAAGUCCGCCAUUCACCGCAGCACCACCGACCUGGACCUGACCGGCGACUUCAGCAAACCGUGCGUUCUGCCGUUGGCUACCGGUCAACACGAGGACCUCAAGUCGAUCUCCACGGACACCCUCGCGGCCCUGAUACGCGGCGAGUUCCAGGAUCGAAUCGGCUCGUUCCAGAUCGUCGACUGUCGGUACCCGUACGAGUUCGACGCCGGUCACAUCCAAGGCGCACAGAACCUCUACAGCAAGGAUCUCAUCGAACGGAUCCUGCUCGACCCGAUGAAGAGCUCGCCCGAGAUACAACCGGACACCAACAAGAGAAACGUCUUGGUGUUCCAUUGCGAGUUCUCGUGGGAGCGCGGGCCGAAUCUGUCGCGGUUUCUGCGCAGCUUGGACCGUCAACGGAACAAGGAGCACUAUCCUGCUCUGCAUUACCCCGAGCUCUAUCUGCUGCACGGCGGUUACGAGCAGUUCUACAAGGAGCAGAAAUUGUUGUGCACGCCGCAAGGUUACCGACCGAUGAGACAUCCCGACAACGAGGCGGAUCUCAGACAGUUUCGAAGCAAGAGCAAAAGCUGGCAGGGCGAGAAAUCGAGGAUCACACCCAGCGUGACGCGAACCAAUCUGAAGCGUUUAGGUUUUUGA